Molecule: messenger RNA, 1449 nt
Organism: Parnassius apollo (apollo)
Lineage: Eukaryota; Metazoa; Arthropoda; Insecta; Lepidoptera; Papilionidae
Source: the annotation of a GenBank genome assembly
AUGAGCGAAACGCUCAGGAGUGAGGCGGGCGCGGAUAACGCGCAUUUGCCGCCCUUCUCGACGUUCGGCGAAAUGGCAGAAAACGAGCAGAGGAUACUCACAGCGGACGGCCGACUGCUCGAUCCGGCCUGGGAAUAUUACGAGAGAACCGGUGACACGGUUUCAGUCAUCGCGAGCCAGCCGCAAUAUCGACCGUGGGAGUCGAUGCCGAUUACAGUCAACUCGAAGGAUGCGAUACUACGAGCGGGCUUCUCUUCACCGCUCGACUCUUACCAGUCGGUCACAUUGCAGCCCAUACCUAACAAGCUGCCGUCCUUUCAGAGCCAAUUCCAGACGUUUCCAGAGACGACCGUGAUACCGGAGACGGGUCUACCAAGUGUCACCCCCGUGCCGGUAACAGCCAGCCCGACGCCCAGCGCGAGUCCUAGUCAGUUAACCCAGCUCACGCAGCUCACGACGCCAUCGUCUCCGGCACAUUUGACCACGUUGGCGCAGGUCACGCCUUUGUCAACUACUCUGACAACCUUAUCGCCAGUAAACGCAACAACAUUCCAUACAUUAACAGCUGUUAACGCUAGAAGUUAUCCAAUUGUGCCAGCGCCUUUACAAGCAAGAGAGCUAGCCCCAGCGGGGCAAACUUAUAUUGAUGACCGACAUAUACAACUCUAUCAACCUAAUAUCGCUACAAUCAAUGCUUUUCCAACUCAAAAUGGCAUUCUACAUCAGAAUGGAACUCUUCUUCAUCAAAACGGAAGCCUAAUACAGAACAUCCAAAGUCCUACAGUCGUUCACGUUCUGAAAAAUGAGCCCUUCGAUAUGAAAGCUCUACAAGAAAAAUACACGCCGAACGGGCUACAUCACAGUAAUUUCCAAAACCCCAUGUUAUUAGACAAUGGAUAUGAUAAAAAAACAAAUGGUUUUGGAAGUGCAUCGUCUCCAACGAGAUCAGAUUACCGUAAGAAAGAGAGACGGAAAAUGCGCGCAAACAGUUCCGAGUCUGACGGAUCCAAUAUGGAAGUAGGGUCUGAGAGUAGCGGCCAAGUCGCUGCUGUAUCUUCGACUGCAGGCUUUAAAUCUCCAAUGCAUGGAGCGCCACCUAUGACGACUGGACCUAUGGAGUUGGAUGACAUAACCAGUGAAAAACAGUACUUCCCAUCACAGACUAAAAAGAAGCGGAAACGCUGCGGGGAAUGCAUAGGCUGCCAACGCAAGGACAACUGUGGCGAUUGUGCGCCGUGUCGCAACGACAAGUCGCAUCAGAUCUGCAAGCAGAGGCGAUGCGAGAAAUUGACCGAGAAAAAGGCAUUAUUUAUACCGUUUGGUUCAUAUGUCGACCACAUUAUCUCCGCUGUGCGCACGCGUCGCGCGCAAUGUGCGCGGCAGCUGCGCAAGCGCCAUGCUCCAAUCAUGGCGGGCUGUCAAAGUACACCUCUAGGUCUUUUAUCGUAG